CUCAGGACGGUGGUCUUUGUUUGUGAAGAAAAGAUCGGUCGUUCGUUUUGUGUGCGCCGUCAACAUGGCAGACUUAGUUGGGGAAAGUCAAAGCAAGACGGCUGGAAUUAUAAGCAUUUUUAUUUUGAUAUUUGGAUUUAUCAACACUGUUACAGGGUUUGUUUACAUCGGGUAUGGAGGAACAGACGGUAACGGUGUGUGGAUCGGGAUUCUCCUUCUGAUGAAUGGAAUCCUUGGCAUCAUAACAUGGGUUAAACGUAACAAGGUCGCGAUGAUAUUUUUCAUGGUGCUAUGUAUCUUGAACAUCAUCCUGUGCAUCGUUCAGACCAUCCUCGCUGCCAUUGGCUUCUUUAUCUGGCAAGUGCUGAAAGGGAUAAUUUCCACCAAGUGUCGAAUCAAGGAUGACCACUGUGACUGUGGAUCCGAGAAGGUUCCUGUUGAAUUGGAGGAUUGCUCGUGGAUCAGUACCUUCGAGAACAUGUUUCUCCUGUUUAUUAUCGUUAAUGGCAUUUGCUCGCUGUUCGUCUUCGCUGGAUCCAUCAUAGGCUGUAUCGCGGCUUGUUGCUCUAACGAACCACAACCGCCAAGCAAUACCGUGGUGGUGCAACAGCAGGGUGCCAUGGUAACCACGGGAGCUUAUGGCGGAGGACAGACUAUGGUGGUUAGUGGCGGCCAGCCGAUAGUGAUAGGCGGCGCAGCAGGGGCUCAGCCCACGGCCGUGACCUACACCACCACAUCCUACGCCCAGCAACAGCCACCAGCCUACCCGCAGCCCUUACCGGGACAAGCGUAUCCCCCCGCACCCCUCCCCGCCAAGGCUGAACCCCCUCCGCCCUACCAGGGUGCCUAUCCUCCCAACUCGCAGCCUGAAUCCGCUAGUGGCAUGUAGAGUGUAUUUCUACGGGCGCAUCUAGGGUGGGCCGACAGCCUCCACCCCCCUUUUCCAGAUAUUUGGCUUGAAAAUAACAAGAAAACACAAGAAAACCCAGCACGGAAAACAAUAACACCGGACCCCUCUUUUUUGAAACUCUUACUUCGCCCCCCUUUCUCGGAUUUGUGGAUUCGCACGCAUAUUAUUUAACUCAUCCGCCGGUUGUGUAUUAUGAUGCCUAUCUUCUUGUUAACAACCUGCUGCUAGUGGCAUUUAGAGUUUAUUUCCUUUUGUUAAGACCCACCAAGAGUUCCAUGGUUAUUCUGGUAGAAAUCCUCUGUUGUACUUGAUUCUCGACGAUAAUAUAAUAAUAAAAACCGUUUUAGCAGCAUUAAAAAAACUCAGUGCUUUUACAUUCAAGGCUUUUAAAAUGACACUGGUGUGACUCAGAAAAUAAUAUUUAAUCAAUUGUGUAUAAUUAUGCUGAUGUUGUGAAAAUUUGCUAUAAAUAAAAUAGCCUCGUGGGUGACCUGUCCCGCACAAUCUA
This is a messenger RNA of Nematostella vectensis (starlet sea anemone), 1418 nucleotides long. RefSeq lists its product as uncharacterized. NCBI's taxonomy places the organism in Eukaryota, Metazoa, Cnidaria, Anthozoa, Actiniaria, Edwardsiidae. Bases 65 to 889 code for a protein of 274 amino acids. The transcript is spliced from 6 exons. The record is from RefSeq and is a predicted model, not a curated record.